Messenger RNA from Actinia tenebrosa (Australian red waratah sea anemone), 1008 nucleotides. RefSeq names its product photoreceptor-specific nuclear receptor. The record is from RefSeq and is a predicted model, not a curated record. Gene Ontology annotation, biological process: regulation of DNA-templated transcription. Gene Ontology annotation, molecular function: DNA-binding transcription factor activity; zinc ion binding; sequence-specific DNA binding. Lineage: Eukaryota; Metazoa; Cnidaria; Anthozoa; Actiniaria; Actiniidae.
UGCUUCAAAAGUAUAGAGCGCGGUCUUGACCAACUCUAAAAGGCCUUUUUCCUUGAACUUGGCUAUAAAACGCCUCAAAAUUGCUCAAGACUUCACCGUAUACUUAUUAUAAGUUGAAGGCUACGAUCAAGCAGCAUGGAGGUUGAUGCAAAAGUUGGCGAAGAGCAUGAUCGCGAAAUGGAAAACUGCUCACCCAAACGAACCGAGCUGGACAAAAAGCAAGAAAUCCUAUGCAAAGUGUGUGGGGAUAUCUCCUCUGGCAGGCACUACGGAAUAUACACUUGCGAUGGCUGUAGCGGGUUCUUCAUGAGGAGUGUUCGGAGAGACAUGGUUUAUACGUGCAAAGGCAACGGUACUUGUACAGUUGAUAAGAAAAGAAGAAAUCAAUGCCAGGCUUGUCGUUUCAAGAAAUGUCUCGACGUUAAGAUGAAUCGCUUCGCUGUUCAACAAGAAAGACAGCCUAACUCUGCGAGGAUUCUGAAACCACACAUGGAUGAAUAUGGAAUGAAAAGUGCUAUGAACAACGACUUCUUAGCAAGUUUAAUCGUUGCAGAGCCUUGCCGAGAUGCAAUGCUUCGAACAAAUCAAGUUUACAACAUCCCUUUUCCACAACCAGAUAUUCCAUCUUCAGUUUACUGUUCUUCUCCAGAAGCCAUCUUCGAAUCUGCAGCAAGACUUCUCUUCAUGUCCGUCAAAUGGGCGCGUAAUAUUCCAUCCUUCGUCAACCUACCAUUCCGAGAUCAAGUCAUACUUCUCGAAGAAGGAUGGAGAGAACUAUUUAUUAUGGGAGCUGUGCAAUGGAGUUUGCCUCUAGAGGUGGCUCCUUUGCUAGCGGCCGCUGGGAUGCACGUAGAGAAUACUCAGGCCGAAAAAAUUGUCGGGACAAUGGCGAAUAUUCGUCAACUACAAGAAAUAAGCUCAAGAUUUAGAACACUUCAAGUUUGUGAAGCGGAAUUCGCUUGCCUCAAGGCUAUUGUCUUGUUCAAAUCAGGUAUGAAGCUGUGCUGA